Microthlaspi erraticum is the source of this 881-nucleotide messenger RNA. Lineage: Eukaryota; Viridiplantae; Streptophyta; Magnoliopsida; Brassicales; Brassicaceae. The record is from the annotation of a GenBank genome assembly.
AUGCUCGCGUGUGAAGAUGAGAUCCGUUCGAUCGAGAAAAACAAUACGUGGACUCUUAUGGAGUUACCACAUGGUGCUAAGGCAAUUGGAUUGAAGUGGGUGUUCAAGCUCAAGAGGAACUCUGAUGGAAGCAUUAACAAACACAAAGCUAGGCUUGUUGCCAAGGGAUAUGUUCAACGUUAUGGAAUAGACUUUGAGGAAGUGUUUGCACCAGUAGCUCGGCUCGAAACAAUACGGUUUCUAAUUGGUCUUGCUGCAUCAAGAGGAUGGGAGAUACAUCAUCUUGAUGUCAAGACAGCUUUUCUCCAUGGAGAGUUAAAAGAAAUCGUCUAUGUCUCGCAGCCAGAGGGUUUUGAAGUAAAAGGGAGUGAGAACAAAGUCUAUAAGCUCCAUAAGGCACUAUACGGUCUGAGGCAGGCACCAAGGGCGUGGAACAAUAAGUUGAAUCAGAUUCUCAUGGAACUUAAGUUUGUUAAGUGCUCAAAGGAACCAUCGGUUUAUCGCAAGGCUAUUGGUGAUAGUCUCCUCCUUAUCGCCGUGUAUGUUGAUGACUUGUUCGUUACAGGAACUAACAGAAGGAUCAUUGAUGAGUUCAAAGACGAGAUGGCCACCAAGUUUGACAUGAGUGACCUCGGGAAGUUAACAUACUACCUCGGAAUGGAGGUGAAACAACACGAUGGUGGAAUAAUGCUUAACCAGAAGCGUUAUGCGUUGAAGAUCUUAGAGGAAGCUGGAAUGGAGAACAGUAAUCCUGUUCACACACCAAUGGAGUCUGGACUGAAGUUGUCCAAGGCCGGAGACGAGACAGAUAUUGACGCCACCCUGUUCAGAAAGAAUGUUGGCUGCCUACGAUAUUUACUUCACACAAGACGGACUUGUGU